This is a messenger RNA of Symbiodinium pilosum, 2529 nucleotides long. The record is from the annotation of a GenBank genome assembly. NCBI's taxonomy places the organism in Eukaryota, Dinophyceae, Suessiales, Symbiodiniaceae.
AUGGCCCCGUCAUUGCCUGUGAUUACACAGAGGCGACCGCAACGGAAGCCUACCGGCCACGAAAGUGCACAGGGCCGCAGGCUGCAUGGGGUGGAGAGCUUGCCAGUGUUGCAGCAAGCGCCGGUGGUCACAACUGUGCACGUUUAUGAGCACAUUCACGAUCACCAUCACUUCGUUUUUCAAAGGCGGCGAAGGUCCUCCUCCGUGCCAUCAGUACUUGAGCCACUGCCUGAGAGGCAGAGGCCCUCGAUUCCAGAGGUGGCCGUGUUACCUGCCUGCGAGGCAGAACGAGUGGAGUGUGUGUUGCAUUCGCCGCCUCCGCACCCUGAUGCGGACGACAGUUUGCACCUACCACUGACGCUGGGACCAGACCACAGCUCGCAGAGCAAUGAUGAUGCAGACGGCGGCAAAACGUCUCAGCCCUUGCAGAGUAGCAGUCUGUUGCAGGUGCUGCCGGAUCGAUCUCGAGGGCUGGAGAGCCGUGGCUCUGUGGCCUCUUCGCGUUUGUCCUCUUGGAAUGUCAGCGAUGGCGAUUCCAAAUCACGGGGCAGCAAGGAGCCGCCUGCAAAGCUGCGGCGGGUACGGUCAGUGAAUAAGCUGCAAGCGCCCGAGGACAAGCUUUCGACGAGGCUCCGAGUCCUGGAAGCCGAGAGCCGUUGGUCCGAUCGACGCAGAGACUUGCGACGUUACAUUCGAGAGCUGCCGGAUAGCUCGAAGUCGAAGGCCAAGCAGAAACUUGUAGGCCAACAGGUUACGGGCACUCUCAUCGACAAGACUCGGCUGGAGACGCAGAAGGCAAGGGACACCCAGGAAAAUCGUGACAUUGUCCACCACAUCGAGAAAGAGAUCCAUGCCUGCAGCCGCUCCCGGCACAAAGUUAUGCGCAUGCAAGCUGCCCUACGGCGCCGACUUGGGAUGCAUUCCGUGGAGCUGAUGGAGUGGCAGCGUGAGGGCCAAGGAAACGAAGCUGGAACGAAUCGGGAGGAGGCUCCUCCCGACAGCAAUGAUGUGAGGGACACCUGGAUGGCAAGAAGCAUGGCUCCCGUCGUGCUUUUCUUGGAUGAGCUGGAUGCGCUCGGUGCCGCAGCCGGAGAUUCUCAGGAGUAUGUGCAGACUCUGAACCAGAUCCUCACGGAGCUGGAUGGGUUUCACGGGCACAGCGAUGGCAUUGUCAUCCUUGGGGCCACGAAUCGGCAAGAGGCCAUUGAUCCCGCAUUGUUGCGACCCGGUCGUCGGGGUUUCGAUCGAUUUAUCCAGGUGGACCUCCCAGAUGAGGACGCCGAUCUCCGAAAUCUGAGCACCAAAGAGUAUGUCCAGAUCCGCUUGCAGGGAAACAAGCUGUCUUACCAUUCUGGCAUGUCCCACCAGGAGGAGCGGCAGACGAGCAUUUGUCAGUGGAGGUUCGAGGCCAAGAGUUCUAAGCGCUUGUUCAUGCAGGUGCGGGUGCUUGUGGGUCCUGCGCGCGUUCGCGCUUUUGUGUUUCUGCGAGCACUUUCGCUGGUCAAGAACCUGCAAGAGAGAGGUGGGGAGGAAGGUUUCAGUGGUGCAGAGCUUGCCAACGUCGUGAACGAGGCAACGAGACAUGGCAACGUGCUGGAUUUCUCCGAGGCCCUGGACCGCCGCAAGGUGCGCCACCACCAGCUUGAUCUCUGUUCAAGGGUGGCACGAAAGGCCGUCGGGUGCACCAAUGGUGCUCUGAAUGGCGACUUGAACGGCCUAGGAUCACAGCAGCCUGAGAGUCGCCGCAGUGGCUCGACAACGGACACCAAAGAGACGCAUGUGGGGGAAAGAGAAAACAAGGAAGGCUCUUCGGGCGAGUAUACGGAAUACGAUGCCACUGGCACCACACCAAUCCAAGGGGGCAUCGCAUACUUCUCAAAACUUCGCGUGAUUUAUGCUGAGCACUCAAACGUGACUGCUGUAGCAAACAUCACUUUGCGGGGAUCCACGGAGACGGUGGUGGAGUUCUUCGGCUAUGCCAUCAACAGCAUCUUGUACCAGCGUGGGGUCUACCCUCCAGAGAACUUCACCUCUGUGGCCAAGUACGGAUUGUCUAUCCUGGUGACAAAGGAUAAGGGCCUCCAAGAAUACUUGGGUGAGGUCCUGAAGCAGCUGAGGGGCUGGAUGAUGGUUAGCCAGGUGAAAAAGCUGGUGGUGGUUGUAGCCUCGCAGGUGACAGAAGAGACGCUGGAGCGCUGGACCUUUGACGUGCAGGUGAAUGAUGCAGCCACCACUGCUUUGGCAGUGCCUCAGAGCCAGGCCGACAAGGUGCGGGAGCAGAAAGAGAUCCAGGCCAUCAUCCGCCAGAUUACAGCCUCUGUCACCUUCCUUCCUCUUCUGGACGAGCCUUGCACGUUCGAUCUGCUGAUCUACACAGACCGCGGGGCAGAGGUCCCCUUGGCCUGGGCGGAGAGCGAUCCCAAGUACAUAGUUGGUGACAGCGAGGAGGUCAAGCUCCGCUCCUUCACAACCAAGAUCCACAAGGUGGAUGGUGCGGUGGCGUACCGCUACUGUGAAGCUGGUGCCUAG